AUGGGAAAAGCUGCAUCAAAAUUGUCCAAGGAGGAUAUCAAAAAGCUCCAAGAGCACACUUAUUUUGACAAAAGAGAGCUUCAGCUGUGGUACAAAGGGUUUUUAAGAGACUGCCCGAGUGGUCAAUUAACAGAAGAGGAUUUUGCAAAAAUUUAUCAACAAUUUUUUCCUUUUGGUGAUCCAAAAGAAUAUUGUCAUUAUUUAUUUCUUCAAUUUGAUCAAGACAACUCUAAUUUCAUAGAUUUCAGAGAAUUCAUCUUGGCUUUUAGCAUUACAAGUCGUGGAAGCACUGAACAAAAAAUAGCAUGGGCGUUUGACUUUUAUGACUAUAAUAAAACGGGGAAGCUUACAUAUAAUGACAUACUACCGGUCAUAAGUGCAGCAUACAAAAUGAUAGGUCCAAUGGCUGCAUUACCACCCGAUGAACUGACACCUGAGUUAAGAGCGGAAAAAUGGUUUACACUUUUGGACAAGAACAAGGACACCGAUAUGAUUAAGCUAGAUGAUUUCAAGAGGUUGGCUAAUAUUGAUCCGCUGAUCAAAAGCGCGUUAACAGGGUAUCUGGAUUUGGUAUAG
Molecule: messenger RNA, 576 nt
Organism: Lodderomyces orthopsilosis Co 90-125
Lineage: Eukaryota; Fungi; Ascomycota; Pichiomycetes; Serinales; Debaryomycetaceae
Product: frequenin
Exons: 1
Coding region: 1-576 (191 amino acids)
Cellular component (GO): membrane; cytosol; intracellular membrane-bounded organelle
Molecular function (GO): calcium ion binding
Source: RefSeq, a predicted model, not a curated record